Molecule: messenger RNA, 2847 nt
Organism: Aureobasidium uvarum
Lineage: Eukaryota; Fungi; Ascomycota; Dothideomycetes; Dothideales; Saccotheciaceae
Source: the annotation of a GenBank genome assembly
AUGUCGUCGCGGUCUCGAUUACGCUUGUCGCUGACGGUGGAUUCGUCCAACGCAGGCUCAGAAACGGACGAGCAGCUGCUUCCGCAACGACCGUUGUUUGCCGGCGACAGAAAGGGCAGCUACCCCCAGGACACCGACACACAGCAACAACCACACAACCUGCCCACCCUCUCCCACCGAUUACGCCACGAUGCUUCCAUCCUCGCCCUCGCCCUCUCGGACAAUGCCGUCUUUGCCGGCACUCAACGCGGCGAGAUCCUCGUCUAUUCGCUCGACACGUACGACCGCAUUGCCCUGCUCGAAGCGCACAAGAGCAGCGUCCUCGACCUGUGCAUCUGCCCCGACGAGAAUCUACUCUUCUCCACCGCCGCCGACCGCAUCACAAACGUCUGGGACCUGAACACCUACCAACACGUCUACUCGCUGUACUCACGCUAUGAUACCGGCGAUGUCUUUUGUGUCGCCUACUCGUCUCUGCUGCGGACCGUAUACCUAGGCGCGCAAAACACCAGUAUCCAGUGGUAUGACUUGAAAGAGAAGGACCAUAGACCCAAGCCAAAGUUGAAUGAUCAUCCGUCGUUGAGGGAGGAUCCCUUCUUUGACUCGAGGGGGCCUGGUGGUGUCAGGACUCCUCGACCCGCAGACCAGGGUCUUCCUGCGAGGCAUGCUGCUGGAGGUGAUGUUCUCGAGAUUGAUCGGGACAACAUCAAGCACUUUGCCCAUUAUGGCUAUGUCUAUUGCAUGAUGUUGGCNAAGGGUGUUGUGCCCGAUGCUCCCGGUGAUCAGGUCUUGAUCUCUGCUGGUGGAGACGGCGUUAUCAAUCUGUGGACCAUGGAUGCGAAUCGUGGAGGUGCCAUUGAUCUGCUCUACACGCUUGACGAUGGCAGAGAGGAAGGCCAGUCUAUCUUGUCUAUCGCCAUCGACGCUACCUUCCUCUACUCUGGUCGAACUGGUGGCGAGGUCAACGUCUGGGACUUGGAGACGAGACAGCUCGUCCGGAGUUUGAAAGCCCACAGAGAUGAUGUCCUGUCAAUCUGUAUCGGCGGCGGCUAUAUGUUUUCUGCCGCCGUCACUGCANNGAAAUUUGAUCGCCAAUACCAAUGCGCCAGCAGACUUCGCGCUCACGAAGGCCAGAUCUUGACUUCAGCCUUUACAUACCACAAGGGCAAACCUCUGUAUGUGACAGGUGCCAAUGACAGCACCGUGGCUGUCUGGGAUGUCAGCGAUUGCAUCAUGUCUCCCACUGCUGUCAAGAGGACUACCGACGAGCAGAUGCUUGACCAUCUCAAACGCUUCAUUGCAUACCGCACUGUCUCUUCCGACCCGAAGUACAAGGGUGACUGCCGUCGCGGUGCCUCAUAUCUUCGCCAAGUCUUCAAGAGCUUUGGUGCUGUCACCGAGAUGCUGCCAACCGAAGACGGCUCCAACCCUGUCAUCUUUGCUCGCUUCAGAGGAAAUCCAGCCACUGCAGCAACUAGAAAGAAGAUCUUGUUCUACGGUCACUACGACGUCGUUGCUGCCGACAACGAGCAAGGCAAGUGGGUUACUGAUCCCUUUGUCAUGGAGGGCUUGGACGGUUAUCUCUACGGAAGAGGCACUUCGGACAACAAAGGUCCGAUCAUGGCUGCAAUCUUCGCCUGCGCCGAACUCAUGUCUGAACAAGCCCUUGGCUCAGACGUCAUCUUCCUCAUCGAAGGUGAAGAAGAAAGCGGUUCGCGCGGUUUUGCAAAUGCCAUCAAACAGCACAAACAGAGCAUCGGAGACGUCGACUGGAUCCUGCUUGCGAACAGUUAUUGGCUGGACGACUCGAUACCCUGCGUCACCUACGGCCUUCGCGGCGUUAUUCACGCUACUGUUCAAGUUGAAAGUGAUCAUCCUGACUUGCACAGUGGUGUUGACGGAAGUUCGCAGCUUGACGAGCCGUUGAAGGAUCUUGUCAUGUUGCUGUCUACCCUGACAGGCACUCAUGGCAAAGUCAAGAUUCCUAGCUUCUACGACCCUAUCCCAGAAUUGAGCAAGGAAGAAGAGAUCUUGUAUGAAGACAUUACACAAGCCUUGGUCGCGAGGAAUCCAGAUCUUGGCGACCCUCACGACCUUGCACUUUCCCUGAUGCGUCGCUGGCGAGAGGCUUCGUUGACAGUCCAUCGUUUUCAAACCUCUGGUCCCGCAAACGCAACCAUCAUCCCUAGACUUGCACAAGCAGCUCUAUCACUUCGCUUGGUGCCGAAUCAAGAAGCAGACACUGUCGGCGAAGCACUAACCAAAUACCUACAGUCCGAAUUCAACAAGCUCGGCUCGCACAACUGUAUGACCGUCACCAUCGACCACCAAGCCGAACCCUGGCUCGGCGACUUCAACAACCAAAUCUUCCAAACCCUCGACAAAGCCAUCAUGGACGUCUGGGGUCCCAUCCCCGAGGUGCCCCAACACCGCAGAAAGUCUUCCCUGGCGGUGACCAAAGAGAACGAACUCAAAGUCACCAUACCCAAAAAGGAAGAAGUGCAAAACUCACACGCAUCCAAACCUUCACCAACCACCUCUUCCGUCCUCGCAAACGGCGGCCCCAAUUCCUCUGCGUUAUCAGACAUCACCAACGACCCCCUAUCUCUACCUCUCCCACGACUAUCUGCAAAGAAAUCGCGCACCAAACCUCUAUAUAUCAGAGAAGGAGGAUCCAUCCCCGCAAUCAGGUUUCUGGAAAAGGAAUUUGGGGCUCCGGCUGCGCAUUUUCCUUGCGGUCAGGCCUCGGAUUCUGCACAUUUGGACAAUGAGAGAUUGAGAUUGACGAAUUUGUACAAGAGUAAGGAUAUUUUCAAGAGGGUGUUUAGGGAGUUGCCUACGAAGUAG